Physcomitrium patens is the source of this 3064-nucleotide messenger RNA. The record is from RefSeq and is a predicted model, not a curated record. Lineage: Eukaryota; Viridiplantae; Streptophyta; Bryopsida; Funariales; Funariaceae.
UGCCUUGCGUCUUGCUUGUGGCUGUCCGGAUUAGACGUAUCGUUUUACAGUACUGCAGGUUGAAAAAGUCCUAUUUUCUGUCGGGCGCGCUGAGGGAUGUUUUGGCGUAUAGGCGCUACGUUUUAGGGUGUUGCCAUUUUGACGUUGCCUAGCAUCCUCCAAGCCCGAGAUUUUGGAUAGUUAGUUUGGAACUGCAACAAGAUGAUGAUGAAAAUCUUGCAAGCUACUGUAAUGCUCGAGUUUAUGCCAGAGCUCUGCUGUAACGUAAAUAUUAGCUGUAGCAGUGAGUAGGGAUUUAUGGAAUUGCAUGUAUUUGGAGACUUAGAGAGCAGGAGGAGUAGAGGCUGGACGUUGGGUGUGUGAUAUACGAGUUCUCAACUUUCGCAGGGGAUCUUAGUGAGAGAUUGGGGCAUGUAUAGUUUGAGUGAAGCGAUCUGGUUUGAUCUUGGCUAAGUACAGUGAUGAUUGAUGAACAACACAGUACAUGUGCACGCAGAUCCCUAGUUUUUUUCUUUCCUUCUUUCUGUACUGGAAUCAUGAUACGGACUGGAAAACUCUUUGUCGGUGCGCUGGAAUAAUGUUUAAACAAUGGUAGAGUCGGGGCGGAUUUUUGCUGUUGCGCAAUGUAGUGCGGAGAGAAAGUUAUUCUCAGUGCCAAGAUUAUACCUGAGAUUGCGGAGCUUAGCUGAUCCCGGCCAAAUGCAGCGUCCUGGUUCUUUUACUCCUUUUCCGUAGCUCUGGAUUCACUUUCAUUUUGGGGAUGAUAGUACCUUUUUUGGUUGACACUCUGAUGCUCUAAGACCAUGAAGGCAUUGCAGCUACAUCCAUGGUAUGAUAAAUUUUGCAGUGGAUCCCCGCAGCAUGUUGUGUAGCAGAGGGAUCUUGAUAUGGAGAUUGAGAUGGACAUUACAGCGUAGGAAUGUGGUUGGAGGGGGGUAGAAGGCGUUCAUAACAGCAUAAUCAGUCCAGGUUGAGGCUCAGUGUCGGGAGUGUGAGGAAAGCUGAGGGCUUGUGUAGUUUAUGAGCCGUGGGAAGGGAUAGGUUGUAUGCAACAGAGAGAGGGAGAUUGAUGAGAGCAAGAGGGCCAGCGGAAGGGAGAUUAGGGGUGGGUGAGAGGAUUUGGAGAGCGAGGGGAACCAAAGUUUCUCCUCGCUGGCGCCAGACAAGGACACCCCUGGAGGGUGCGCUGCCGGGUCGGGUUGUUUUUGUUGUGGAUUCCGGUCGAAGGAAGCCUCUGGACGGUGCAAAGAGGCUUCACACCCGCCGGCAGUGCACGGGGAUGCUGCUAUGGCCCCCUCUGCACCUAUAACAUUUGUUCCUCCAUUGCCUUCACCUGGAUUCGGAUCCAGCGAUCGACUCGUCGCCCAGUCCAACGGUUGUGCCUUAGGUUCCACCCAGAAAUUACCAGGCAAGAGUAAUUUGAAACAUAAGACUUCGAUACCUUCCAAUUCUCAUCCCGGCAAUGGAUCUUCUACCAUGGAUGGCAAAGAUAGAUUUGGAGAGUCGGAGGACAUUAUUGGCGAGCGUGUUCAAGGCCAAGGUGAGAGGGGGACGAAAGUGCAAUGGCUUGAUAACUAUGGGAAGGACUUGACGGAAGUUUUUGAGUUUGAGCCCAGUAGCGAUUCGGAUGAUUCUGAAGACUCUGACGACGAGGAUUCUUCACAGGCCUGCACAUGCGUGAUUCAAUGACAGCUGUAGUGUAAUGGAUCUAAGGUUUGGAGAAAGAAGAUCUGGCUAGGUUUCAUUACUUGAGUGCGUGUAUUUGUAUGACCCUCUGCUGGGAGUUCCCAUUGGGAGGACAGCAUGUACCGUAGCAGACCUUUUAUGGAUUGUGAGGAAAGCCGGGACGGAGUUUCAAGCGGGGUUGAACGGUCCCUCUUUGUCCAUGGGGUGGACUAUUGUCCAUAACCAUCCUUGUUUGUUAAGGACGGAGUAUUUACAAGAAGCGCUGUCCAGGAGAAGCAGGCAGUCCUUUUUCAGAGGAGCCGUGGAUUUUUGCAGAAAGCUGGCUGGUAAGAAGAAUUGGGACAAUUUCCAAGAUUCCAGCUCGGAACUCGGUGUCCUUGAGCUAGUACGCUGGACGGCGACUGGGUAUGAUAAGCGGAGUCUGACCGUUCGACAUGCAUGAUACCUUCUCACUGUGCCAUGCUUCAUGGCGAAUCAGGAACCAAUACAGCAGUUUUGAACGUGCACCCAAUGUGGAAAGCAACGGGUAUGAGAACGGAGCGGUACGUGGCAAUCAACUGAGUUGCCGACUGAGACUAGAUGUGCUGCAGUUUAGCCCGCUGUUUGCUGGUCGGUGACAGAUAGAGAAGUGGAAGUGUGAUACUUGGUUGGAAAGCUCGAGUAGUUAGGCAACGUGGGGUGCUAUCCUUGAGCACCUGUGGCGCUCCACCGGUAUUGGCCCGCGAAGUCUCGUCCAGGAUGGGAAAGUCUAGCAUGAUUGUAGACAUAUAAAUGAGUGCACGUGAUUCUUCCAACUUCCUCAGUCGCUUUGUAGCUGGAGCAAUCCCAUGUAAAUGUUGUUUUUAUGUUUUUCAAAGAUGAGCGUUUGUUGCUUGUUUCCUUAGCGGGGUUGGUCGGAAAGAAUCCGUCGAUGGUUAGGAUGUGGUCAUGUACGACUUUUUAGCAGAUGCCUUGCCUGCGAGUCAGGGUUCACAGCUGUGUUUGUAUUUGCAUUCUUUAAGGAGACUUGGUCUGCUAGCCUCAGAACCCCCUCGGCAUCAGGUAUCACGAUGAGUUGAUGGGCGGUUUCACUGCAUCAGCGCUGUAUUCAUUAAUUCGAAUCGCAAGGUCAGCACUCGUAAUGCUAGCACAAGGGUAAAGAGUUGAGUGAAGAACCACAUCUCUAUAAAUGGACUAUCUUCAACGGCAGUGGAUUUAUUGACAGGGCAAUCUGAACAGUUUUUGUGACAGACUCUCAAGGAUGACGACUGCUACCAAAAAAACUAAUUAGAAUCGUAGUAUCAUUUUCAGUUUCUAGUUUCUUCAUACCAAUGCUGUCAGUGCAUUUUUGCGGUAUGAAAUAAAGUUUUUCACCAAUUUAAGAGGUAUUUGCUACUCA